AUGUCCUCCACCUCGGAAAUCCAGACCCAAGUCCUCAAAUGGCUCCAAGCCUACCACGCCUCCGGUGACUCCAUGAACCCACACACCUCCGUCCCCGAAUUCUACACCGAAGAUUGCGAAAUGAUAUUCCCGGGCAAAGAACCCAUUAAAGGUCACGCGCAGAUCAUCGCCUUCUUCGGGCAGCAGUUCCAGACACUCGCCUCGAUGAAACAUACCAUCGGGCAUGUCGACGUGGUGGAGGAUCGAAUCUACCAGGAAGCGAAUAUCGAGUACGUGCUGAAGGGGGACCCGGAGGAGAAAGUUAUAAAAGUGCAAGGGUUGGCUGUGUUCGGGAAGGGAGUGCGAGAUGAGCGGAUGAAGUUUUUCAAAGUGUUUUUGGACCCGAGUCCUAUUUUCAAGAGGGUGGGGGAGUUGCAGCAGGGGUCUGCGUGA
Aspergillus affinis is the source of this 432-nucleotide messenger RNA. Its product is annotated as nuclear transport factor 2 family protein. The transcript has a single exon. The record is from RefSeq and is a predicted model, not a curated record. Lineage: Eukaryota; Fungi; Ascomycota; Eurotiomycetes; Eurotiales; Aspergillaceae. Bases 1 to 432 code for a protein of 143 amino acids.